Diospyros lotus (date-plum) is the source of this 909-nucleotide messenger RNA. Its product is annotated as protein LHCP TRANSLOCATION DEFECT. Lineage: Eukaryota; Viridiplantae; Streptophyta; Magnoliopsida; Ericales; Ebenaceae. The transcript has 2 exons. Gene Ontology annotation, cellular component: chloroplast stroma; chloroplast envelope. Bases 54 to 590 code for a protein of 178 amino acids. The record is from RefSeq and is a predicted model, not a curated record. Gene Ontology annotation, biological process: intracellular protein transport; granum assembly.
AGCCUUGGGUUUGGUGGCUGAGUUCGUAAUCGUUCCUCUGCAACUCCAAGAUCAUGGCCUCCCUCUUCUGUACCGUGCAACCAAUCUUCGCCUCACAAUCCCGCAAUUCUUCACCUUCUUCUUCAUCCCCAAGGUUGCCCAAAAUCAAGACCCAGUUUCUGGGCGUUGCAAAGAGGCUGGGAUGGGUCAGACCCGCCAGAAUCGGACCCAGCAGCAGCGGCUCUAGAGCUACUUGCUGGUUCCGUUUCGGCAAGAAUGGGGUUGACGCCGAAGGCGCCGGCAUUUACGGCAGUCAAACUCGCGACGACUUCGACCGGGACGAUGUUGAGCAGUACUUCAACUACAUGGGAAUGCUUGCUGUUGAGGGUUCAUACGACAAGAUGGAGGCUCUUUUGAGCCACAACAUGCACCCAGUAGACAUCUUGUUGAUGAUGGCUGCCUCAGAAGGCGACAAACCGAAAAUCGAAGAGCUACUAAGGGCUGGGGCUGAUUACACUGUCAAGGAUGCAAAUGGUCUCACUGCACUUGAUAAAGCAAACAGUAAUGAAAUUAAAGAUCUAAUCCUUGGCUUCUCUGCUAAGAAGGCUUGACAUUAGAGCUUUGUUGCAAGUCUUUGAAUUUGCAUCUGUUUUUGUUCUUCUCCUCAUUUUGAAUUCUCCUGCCUUCCAGUGUCUUCCCCUCCUGCCUUCCAGUGUCUUCCCCAAGCUGUAAUUUUAUUACCAGAGGUCGUCAGACUUCGCCCGAAAUCUUUCAUUCUCGUAGUUAAGGUUGGCUAUAUGAAUUUUAACUCGUUUGAAAAAGAAAGAAAAAAACAAAGAAUCUAAUGCAGCUCCGAUGUUAUCUAUGAUUGUUUAAAAAAUAUGAGAUUUGUUUCAUACAUCUUGGAUAAAAACAGCAAAAAUCUUCUUC